AUGUCAAACUCAUCUAGGAAAAAACUCUUGCUUAUGGGCCGUUCUGGCUCCGGAAAGAGUUCUAUGCGCUCCAUAAUUUUUUCAAACUAUUCUGCCUUCGACACCAGAAGACUAGGGGCAACAAUUGAUGUUGAACAUUCACAUUUGAGGUUUUUAGGAAACAUGACUUUGAACCUUUGGGACUGUGGUGGACAGGAUGUGUUCAUGGAUAAUUAUUUCACUCAUCAGAAGGAUCAUAUUUUCAAAAUGGUGCAAGUAUUAAUACAUGUAUUUGACGUUGAAUCCAAGUCUAUAAACAAGGACAUAGAAAUAUUUGUCAAGAGCUUGACAAAUUUGCAGAAGUACAGCCCUGGGGCUAACAUAUUUGUUCUUUUACAUAAGAUGGACCUUGUGCAAAUAGAUAAAAGAGAAGAGCUCUUCAACACAAUGAUGGACAAAUUACAAAAAAUUUCUAACCCAUACCAAUUUAAUCUAGUUGGGUUUCCUACUUCAAUAUGGGAUGAGAGUUUGUAUAAGGCAUGGUCUCAGAUAGUGUGCUCGUUGAUUCCCAACAUGAAUAUAUUUAAUAGUACGUUGGUUAAAUUCAAUAAGAUAUUGGCAGCAGAAGAAAUAAUUCUAUUCGAAAAAUCAACAUUCCUCGUUAUAUCAUCUACUUCAUCCAUAGAACAGCCUGGUCAAGAGUUGGACCCUAAAAGAUUCGAAAAGAUAUCUAAUAUUAUAAAGACGUAUAAGCAAUCGAUCUCCAAGUUAAGAUCCAACUUCGCAAACUUGAUGAUCAGGGGUAGUAAUGGCAAUCACUUUUACAUUGAUAUUUUAACUGAUAACAUGUAUAUCAUGAUAAUAUUAAAAGACAGAGCGAAGGACCACUUUCAGUAUGAAGAGUUGAUUGUUUUGCAGAACAUAAGAGCCGCAAGAAAAUGGUUUGAACUCAUUGAGAAUGGAAAAUGA
Molecule: messenger RNA, 948 nt
Organism: Priceomyces carsonii
Lineage: Eukaryota; Fungi; Ascomycota; Pichiomycetes; Serinales; Debaryomycetaceae
Gene: GTR1
Product: Rag GTPase
Exons: 1
Coding region: 1-948 (315 amino acids)
Biological process (GO): negative regulation of autophagy; cellular response to starvation
Cellular component (GO): nucleus; Gtr1-Gtr2 GTPase complex; fungal-type vacuole membrane
Molecular function (GO): GTPase activity; GTP binding
Source: RefSeq, a predicted model, not a curated record